AUGAGGUGUUCCGACGAGGAGACGACCCAGUUUGAGACCUUUCGAGAUUGCCUCUCGGCCGCCGUCGUCGAACGCGUUACGAAACCCACGCCAAAACCGAAACGGCGCUCCAAAAAGACAAAUUCAACGUCUCACAAUCCCAAAUCUCAAAAUGGGGCCGCUUCGGCCACCGCGAGUGCCGACGACACCCCGGUAGACGCCAACGACAUGGUUGACUUCACCUCCUACCUCGCCUCCGAGGCCUUUGAAUCCUUUCCCCCAGACCUCAAAUCCCUCUCUCACGCCACAUACACCGCCGACCCGUCCCUGCAGUCCCGUUAUACCCUGCCCCUAACGGGCUCCGACGUCGCGGACAUCCUGCCGACCCUGUCCCCCGACGUCGCCGACUCGUUGGUGGCGUACAACAUCAUUGACCCGGACAAGCAGGGCGCACAUGAGUUCCUGGCGCCCGUGCUGAGCGAGUAUCUUGCGGCCAUGACGGCCGCGCCACCGCCGCCGAGGUCGACGAGGGACCAGGUCGAGGGGUGUGAGUUGUGCGGUCGGGAUUGGAUCGGGCUGACAUAUCACCAUCUGAUUCCGCGCAUGGUUCACGACAAAGUUGUCAAGCGCGGUUGGCAUCGGGAAGAGGAGCUUAACAACGUUGCCUGGCUGUGCCGUCUAUGUCACUCCUUUGUGCAUCGGUUCGCGGGGCAUGAGGAUUUGGCGCGGCACUACUAUACCGUCGAGCUCUUGUUGGAACAAGAAGAGGUUGUCAAGUUUGCCCAGUAUGCCAGUCGAGUGAGGUGGAAGGGAAGGUAA
Messenger RNA from Colletotrichum spaethianum, 798 nucleotides. RefSeq lists its product as uncharacterized. Lineage: Eukaryota; Fungi; Ascomycota; Sordariomycetes; Glomerellales; Glomerellaceae. The record is from RefSeq and is a predicted model, not a curated record. The transcript has a single exon. The coding region runs from base 1 to 798 and encodes 265 amino acids.